Molecule: messenger RNA, 1482 nt
Organism: Eriocheir sinensis (Chinese mitten crab)
Lineage: Eukaryota; Metazoa; Arthropoda; Malacostraca; Decapoda; Varunidae
Product: transforming growth factor beta regulator 1-like
Exons: 11
Coding region: 162-1460 (432 amino acids)
Biological process (GO): regulation of cell cycle
Cellular component (GO): nucleus
Source: RefSeq, a predicted model, not a curated record
UCAUCCUCGCUCACAACAACACUGAAGAAGAGGAAGAGGAGCGCCGGUCAGCUGAGGGACGCGCUCAUUUAUGUUAGUGCCAGCCUUCUUACACCCUAAAACACUGAGGGAGGAGAAGAAGAACCGUCUUAUACGAGUCUCACAGUUAAUGCAGUUCCAGAAUGUCGUCUGUGUGGAAUACUGCAGAGAGCUUGCUUUUGGGACCCAGCAUGGAUCCAGUCAGAGGCAGGACUGGCCACCUAGUUGAGGCCGUAGAUGGAAAUGAAGGUACUGGACAGAUAAUAUCCAUAGCAAGUCCAACAUCAGCAGUGACAGCAGCAAGCACUCCUGGUGUUGUAGGGAAUUUGCCAGGAAGAUCAUCACCAGGUAACACAUCAUCAGGCAAACUUUCUGCUGAUAAGGGCAGAGGACGUGGCAACAACCUUCCUCCAGCCAUUGCUGAGAGGUUGGCCCGCCACAAAGCACAAGAACAGCUGGUGUACAAGCGGAAAAUGAAGCAGCUGAAGCUGAUUAUUAAAGACCUUGUAUAUGAAAAUGCAGCUCUCUGUGACCAGGUUGCUGAGGUUCAGCAACAAGUUGUUGUUGCAGCAGAAGAAAGAAUUUUCCUCCUUAAAAGACUAUUGCAACAUCAAACCACAAAUGACAACCACAGUCAGCUUCCUGCAAAGAAUAGUAACUACUUUGUUUUGGGUAGUGGAAAUGUUGACAACUGGGAUAACAAGAAGCCAAAAGUAACAUCCAUGAAACGGAAACCUUCUGAUCCUUCUCCAAGCCCUGGAAGCAUGACUCCAUCUACCACCGGGUCAUCAGAGAAAGUUAAAACAAGGAAAAGCGGAAGCAGCAAACCAAAGCGUCUGUGUCCUCCUAUCACCUUGGACUCUGCUGGCCGCCCAAUCUUUCCCAUAACUCUUGGGCCCCUCACCAUUCACAGUUUAGGAGAGAUAAUCAGUGACCGGGAGGCUUAUCACAAUGAACAGUGCAUAUUCCCUGUUGGCUUCUGCUCUUCAAGAAUGUAUGCAAGCCUAAGGGAUCCUCUUAAACCUGUGCUCUACACAUGCAAGAUAUUAGAUGGAGGCCUGUCUCCAAGGUUUGAGGUUGUGUGUGAAGAUGAAGAAGACGCAGUGGUAUCUGGGAACUCACCAUCUGAAUGCCACAACCAGAUUCUCCAGACUAUUAAUCUCACUCUUGACAUGGACCUCCUAACUAUAAGACCAGAUGGCUCUGACAGUGAAGAAAGAGGCUGCAGAUUUUUUGGGCUCACUCAUCCCAGUGUCCAAAAUGUUCUGCAAGCUUGUCCUGGGGCAAGAAAAUGUUCCCGCUAUAAGUGGAUCAAAUUUGAGGUCUGUCGAAGUGAAGCAGAGGUGGAGAGUGUAUUUGAAGGGGAAAAAGAAGCAUCGUUAUGCCAUGAAGCUCUUUUACGUAACAUUCGUUUUGCUCGCCAUCAUGUUACGUCCCCGUGAGUUAUAAGUAGCAUUGGAUAUA